CUGCUACCUAGGUAGGUAGCCUGUUACAGUCGGAGUUUCACGAUAUUAUACAGCAAGCAUUCCGUGACCGAUCACCAAAUCUUCUGGAAAAACGAAUCGCAAAUAUUUUGCGAAAACAAGCAUCGGCAUUUUAUUUCCAUGAUGGAUGUUCAUCUCCUAGUCUACGAUCUGUCGGGUGGACUUGCCCGACAAAUGUCUAUGGGCAUGCUUGGAUUCCAACUUGACGCAAUAUAUCAUACAUCCAUCGAGCUAGAGGGCGUGGAAUAUGUCUAUGAUGGCGGGAUCAAUUCCAUACGGCCCGGGAGCUCCCAUCUCGGCCGGCCCCUCGAACGCAUUCUUCUUGGCAAAACCGAACUUCCCCUAGAAGUGAUUGUUGAGUAUAUUGACUCGCUGAGGGAGAUCUACACACCUCAGGCUUACGACUUGUUUCGUCAUAACUGUAACAACUUCAGCAACGACUUCUCGACGUUUAUGUUAGGCAAGGGCAUUCCGGAGCAUAUCGCGAACAUGCCACAAGCGGUGCUUGACUCCCCGUUUGGUAGAAUCUUGCAACCACAAUUAGAACAGAUGGUUCAACAGCGAAAGGCUCAGCAAGGUGGGCUUCUCGGCAUACAGAAUAACCAACAGCAUAUCAACGGAGCAGCAUCAUCUCCAUCCACAACCGUUGUGGAAGUGUCCAAUCUCCGAGCUCUCAACGCCGCCUUGGAGCGUGCAGCAAACAAGUCAGCCAUAAUAUUCUUUACUUCAGCUACGUGCCCACCUUGCAAGGUCCUCUACCCACUGUACAACGAGCUUGCAGCUGAAUUUUGGGAAAUGGUGGCCUUGAUCAAAGUUGAUAUCUCGCGAGCAAGCGACGUUGCACAGCAGUAUAGUGUGACUGCAACACCCACAUUCAUGUCUUUCAUCCAUGGCAAGCUACAAGAAAAUUGGGCUGGAGCUGAUCCGGCUCGGCUGAGGGGUACGGUGAAAUUGUUGGCCAACAUGGCUGCUGGGCCUUCUCACCCGCACCGUUUGUUGCAUCUCCCACACUUAUCGAACACCGAUUCAAAACCAGUCUUAUUCACCAAACUCCCGCCAAUACCGAAGCUGUUGUCGAAGCUGGGACCAACUGCAAACGAUGCUGCGAUACAAGGCAUGAAGCAUUUCAUCGAGGCAAGAUCUGGGGAAGGGCCAGCGAUGGCGACAUUGCCCAACCUACUUGCUUUCUCAAAUUUUGUCGUCACAGCAUUAGCAGACUUACCUCGAGAGCUCCUCUUCACUGUAGUAGAUCUGUUUCGAUGCGGACUCAUUGACCCGCGUUUGAGUGGCUACUACGCUGAGGAACAUGAUCAUAAGACCAUCGUUACGCUUCUGGAGGCCGUGAACGGCGACCCCCAAAGUCCUUACGCGCUCCGCUUGGUUACAUUACAACUGACUUGCAAUCUUUUCUCAAGCCCCUUGUUCCCUGAACAGAUCCUCGGACAGAGCACAUUACGUACUGCUAUCACUCAGCUUAUUUCAAGCAGCUUUCUCGAUGAUAGUCACAAUAACGUUCGGGUGGCAGCUGCAUCACUACUGUAUAACGUAGCUCAUGAAAAUAGCCGGAAAAGGCAGCAGUCGAAAGAGGGGCUUCCUGAAGAGGAUCAGAUAGAGCUAGCGGCUUCGGUUUUAGAAGCUAUUUCCCAAGAAGAGUCCUCAAACGAGGCACUACACGGGAUGCUUUUGGCAUUAGGGCAUUUGGCGUAUUGCAUGCCUGUGGAGGGCGAACUAAUAGACUUACUGAGGACGAUGGACGCACAAGGGACCAUUAUAGCGAAAAAGAAAGCGUUCCCUAGUGAGCCCUUGGUAAACGAAAUCGGGACUGAGUUAUUGGGCAAGGGUCUUGUCAGAAGAUGAUCUAGAUCAUUAUACAGUAUAAAAAAUAGUGUAGUGGCCUUCGGUCUCGACAGUCGUGGGAGAUAAACAUAGAUCGAUUACGUAGAUAUAUAUAUAUACUUAAUUAGACGACCAUUCAUAACAUUAUAUCUGUUUCUAACACUACCAUCGAAUCCAUGAUAAUAAGGGAGGUAGAGAUUCGAGGAAACGGGAAAAGGGAGUAUAGUAGACAUACCUCACACAGCUCUGAGCAGAUUCAAGCUAUAUAAGAGCGUAAUUAGAGGUACAAGAGGGAAGGUUUAGUGUCAUAAACGAGUAAGCGUGGAAUAUAGGAGAUAAGAAGGAAGGUCGGUACGCGAAGGGGGUCAAAGAGUUUAAGUAUCUGACGCUCAGGAUGAGACCUCAUGACUCGGUAAAAGUGUCCGAUAUCUAAAGAGAACAACUGUGCUGGCAAGGUUGCAAUCUUUUAACAGCAAGGUGAGCUCUGUUGGUACAAGGUUACAUGUCCUCAAGCCCGCCUUGGCCGAUAUCUU
This is a messenger RNA of Xylaria bambusicola, 2387 nucleotides long. Its product is annotated as PUL domain-containing protein. NCBI's taxonomy places the organism in Eukaryota, Fungi, Ascomycota, Sordariomycetes, Xylariales, Xylariaceae. The transcript has a single exon. Gene Ontology annotation, molecular function: peptidase activity. The record is from RefSeq and is a predicted model, not a curated record. Bases 139 to 1875 code for a protein of 578 amino acids. Gene Ontology annotation, biological process: protein modification by small protein removal.